This is a messenger RNA of Cladophialophora yegresii CBS 114405, 573 nucleotides long. RefSeq lists its product as uncharacterized. The coding region runs from base 1 to 573 and encodes 190 amino acids. The transcript is spliced from 3 exons. NCBI's taxonomy places the organism in Eukaryota, Fungi, Ascomycota, Eurotiomycetes, Chaetothyriales, Herpotrichiellaceae. The record is from RefSeq and is a predicted model, not a curated record.
AUGGGUCCCGAUCACGGUGUCCUCGGGGCGACCUUCAAAGCCACACGAGUUCUUCAGAUGGUAUCGAUGAUCGCUGUCAUUGGCAUCACGGCCAACUUCAUUUCUGAAAUGGUCAGCGCAGGUGCAACUCCGCCAUCAGUUAUAGUUGCGAUCCUGAGCAUCGUCUGCAUUGCCGUGCUGUACUGCGCCAUCACCGUCAUUCUUUAUUUCGAUGGCAUCCUUCCUUUCCUGAUCAGCUCCGGCAUCGACGCUCUUUUCCUGAUUGCUCUUAUUGUCGUUUCAGUCGUGGUAGGAAAGCCGCUUUCCUAUCUCAACUGCACGGUCCUUGACGAAAUCUCGAACGCCACUUCAAGCGCGUAUGACUUUACUUCGGCACUCGGCAACAGCCUGAACAAAAGUGGUGUCGUCAAUUAUUCCCAAUGGAUCGGAACUUCAAAAGCCACGUGUCUGGAGAUGAAAUCAAUCUGGGGGUUAAGUAUUGCGCUCUGCAUUCUGUUCACUUUCUCAGCCGUGAGUACUGUCUGUCUCUGGAAGAGAACCAAGCAAGCUCCUGCCGACAAAUCCGAAGCUUAA